AUGAGUGGCACACAUGUCAGUGCACCAGUCCCGGAAGAUUUGAAAACAAUGAAAGUCAAUGAGAACAGCCGAAAAUUGAACAUUAUUUUACGAAAUGGCCUAGCCGGAGGUAUCGCGGGUUGUGCCCAAAGGAUCACUAACGGGAGAUAUCCAGGCAAAAACUGUAGUGGCCCACUGGACAGGGUCAGGAUACUUUUCCAAACCUCUCAUUCUCAAUUUGUACAGUAUUCGGCCCACUGGAAGGGCUUGAUUAAGGCUGCCAGAGUCAUUCAAACGAAAUAUGGUAUAUCUGCGCUUUUCAAAGGGCACACAGCAAGCUUGAUCCGCGUCUUUCCUUAUGCCAGCAUCAACUUCCUUGCAUACGAACAGUUCCGAAUGGCAGUUAUCAUGACCCCUGAGAAGGAAACACCGUUCCGUCGAUUUUUAUGCGGCAGUAUGGCCGGUGCGACAUCCACAUUUGUCACAUAUCCUCUUGAGUUGAUGCGUACUCGUCUUGCCUUCGAAACAGUGCAUACGAAUCCUUCAUCUUGGCUUGAUAUUUCUCGGAAAAUUUACUUUGAAGGUCGAGGCAACGGGAGGUUGUCACAUCUUUAUUGA
This is a messenger RNA of Penicillium psychrosexuale, 597 nucleotides long. RefSeq lists its product as uncharacterized. NCBI's taxonomy places the organism in Eukaryota, Fungi, Ascomycota, Eurotiomycetes, Eurotiales, Aspergillaceae. The coding region runs from base 1 to 597 and encodes 198 amino acids. The record is from RefSeq and is a predicted model, not a curated record. Gene Ontology annotation, biological process: transmembrane transport. The transcript has 2 exons.